AUGCCUAAGAAUAAGGGAAAAGGCGGCAAGAACCGCCGUCGCGGUACCAAGGAGAACGACGACCAGCGUCGAGAACUCACCUUCAAGGAGGACGGUCAGGAGUAUGCCCAGGUCGUAAAGAUGUUGGGCAACGGUCGUCUUGAAGCCCUAUGCUUCGACGGAAGCAAGCGUCUAGCCAACAUCCGCGGUAAAAUGCGAAAAAAGGUCUGGAUCAACCAGGGCGACAUCAUCCUCCUGUCCCUGCGCGACUUCCAGGAUAACAAGGGCGACGUUAUCCUGAAGUACACGGCCGACGAGGCCCGUUCCCUCAAGUCGUACGGCGAGCUGCCGGAAAACGCCAAGAUCAACGAGCACGACAACUUCAACCAGGGCGAGGAUGGCGAGGCCUACUUUGAGUUUGGUGACGCCGACUCAGACGAGGAGGAGUCCGACGACGACAAGAAGAAGGAGGUCGACAUUGACGACAUCUAA
Molecule: messenger RNA, 471 nt
Organism: Cordyceps fumosorosea ARSEF 2679
Lineage: Eukaryota; Fungi; Ascomycota; Sordariomycetes; Hypocreales; Cordycipitaceae
Product: eukaryotic translation initiation factor eIF-1A
Exons: 3
Coding region: 1-471 (156 amino acids)
Biological process (GO): translational initiation
Cellular component (GO): cytoplasm
Molecular function (GO): RNA binding; translation initiation factor activity
Source: RefSeq, a predicted model, not a curated record